GUAGUCAACUGUAAGGAGAAAGAAAAAAAAAAAAAAAGAAAGACAACAAAAUUAGAGUCCUGGCCAGUCCGCGUGCUGGUUUCUCUGCUUGCCUGUCCGUGGUGGUGGACGGCUCGUGCGCCCACCCCACUUCCACAGGAAGGGAAUUAGUUGACAACGACUAGAUCCUGAAGGAGGUGCGACCAGUAAAAUGAUUAUUUGAUAGGUUCCCUCCCUCGACACCGUCCCUCCACCCGGGGGAGGUUUCAGUGCAGGAGCGGAUGAGACAACGGUAGGAGUGUUUGGAUGGAUGAAAGGGAAACGGAUGGGAUAAAGCAGCUGCGAUAGUCUGUACGGUAAUGUCAUCCAGGGGAGCACAGCCCGGCUGCUUCAUCAGGAUUGCGACUUCCUUACGUAACCGAGCUUUGUGGGGAGACUGGCGGGGAAACUGGGGCUGCCGAGCUGUUUAACUGCAUCUAGGAUAGGCAGGUGAGCAGAGAGGAGUGCAAUCGCAAGUUUCUCCAUCCACUCUCCACCCACUCAGCAUGAUCGACGGAAACGCCGUCUCCCGUCAGCAGUGAGUGUGUCAAAAUGAACGAGGGCUGCAGGCAGGGAGGAGGGGCCAUCACGGUGGAGGCAGAUGUCAUCCUCCAUGCUGUGAACCCUGAACUUGUCACGCCUUCUGACAAAGAUAUGAAUUCAUGUCCAGGCUACGUCCAAGGAUUCCUAAAGGACAGCCAGGAUUUCAGCCCGCCUCCUGUGUUCGAGAAGGAAUACCUGUUGGAUGGGACACUGAUGGAGAAUAAUAAUGUGGAUCAUCAGCAAGGUAACGGCUCGUUUAUCUCAAGAACUGAAAAGUUCUCCCUCCCAAAUGAUAAGGCCGCUCCUGACCUCUCUCCUUACGCUGACUCUGCUGUAACCAAUCACAUUUCUACCAUGCAACAAAAUUGUACAGGCAGUGAGAUCCACAAUGGCGCCAGAGCUAAAGUGUCUGACAAUUCAGACUCCUCCAUAAGCUCGCCCGGCCAGGCCAAACAGGAAACUGAUUGGUCAGUCCUGGAAUCAAACCUUGAACGCAGAGACAGCAUCGAGGCGAACACGAUGGCUAAAAAAGAUCCUGAUUUAGUCAUCGAGGUGGGCGGUCAGAGGAUCAGCGCUCACAAGUCUGUUCUGGCCGAAAAAAGUGAUUACUUCAAAGCUCGGCUGUCACGGGACAUCCUGAAAGUGAAGGGCAUCAGUUACAAGACUCUGUCCACGUUGAUCGACUAUGUUUACACCUCUAAAAUGAAUGUUUCCAAGGAUAAUGUAGUAGAAGUCAUCACAGGGGCUAAAAUCCUCCAGAUCCCCUGUGCCGUCCAGGCCGCCAUGGACUCCAUGUCUGCACAAGUCACUGCAGAGAACUGCUACGAGAUUCUCACCAUCGCCAAAAAGCAGCGGCUCAGCGAACUGAAGGAGACGGCCUACGGAUUCAUGAGCGACAACUUCCUCCAGAUUCUCAAAGACCCGUCUGUGUACGGUCGCCUGACUGGAUCUGAGCGCGAUCUUAUCCUGAAGAAGAGGAUGGAGGGGAGGAAGACACUCAUGGUGGCAGAGAUUAAUGAUGUGUUUGAUCGCGUUGGAAGUCGGCCGCCGAGCCGCUGCGGCAGCCGGCCACAGAGCCCGUUGUCCUUUGGGUCUUUGGAGGAGAAUCAUAUGAUUUACUACUAUAAUGAAACAGCAAACGACUGGAGGCCUUUGACAGCGAUGCCUGAGGACAUAAACACUAAAGGGUGUGGCAUCUGUACCAUGUAUAACUACCUGUUUGUGGCAGGGGGGAUAAAGGGCUAUGGAGACAAGGGCAAGGUUUCAGACAAGGUCUUCUGUUACAACCCAAUAACCAGUAGCUGGGCUGAGGUCAGACCCCUGAUGCAGGCCCGUGCCCAGCUAAAACUCGUGUCCAUGGAUGGCUACCUGUAUGCCAUUGGAGGGGAAUGUUUGUUUACAGUGGAAAAAUAUGAUCCCCGCAUGGACAGAUGGACUACUGUGGCCCCCUUGCCGAAGGGAGCCUUCGCUGUGGCGCACGAAGCCACGACGUGCAGCGGAGAACUCUACGUCUCAGGAGGCUCUCUCUUUUACCGCCUUCUCAAGUACGACACAAAGAGGGACGAGUGGCAGGAGUGUCCGUACAACAACAGCAGGAAGAAGUCCACAGACAUGGUGGCUCUGAAGAGCUUCAUUUACCGCUUCGAUGUGAACAGAGAGCUGGGGAUCAACGUGUUCAAGUACAACAGCAUAGUGAAAAUGUGGCAUGAUUGUGCAUCGCAGAGGCUUGGAAGUCAUUUACCCUUCAGGUGUGCUGUUAUCGGGAACUGCAUCUACUGUGUGAACAAAAGCCAGACUCUUCAGUUUGUAGUGGAGGAGGAGAACGCCUACUUCGUAGAGGAGCCGCUCAGGGCGCCUCUGGAAGCGAAAGGCGUUCUGUUUCCUUUUGUUCUCACUUUGCCUGAAAAGCCUGACAGGGUUACAUAGUGUGUGUGUGAAUGUGUGUGUGUGUGUGAUCCAGAAUAUCUCAACAAAUGUGUAAUAGCAAAACUGGAAAUAAGCAGAAGACCUUAUUUACACUCUUCAGUGUCAGCUCUCUAUCUUGGUGCGUCAUCGCCUGCUUGCAGUGGAAUGUGAACAUUUGCAUGGCAAUUUAAUGUGUCUGCAGCCUUAAAUGGGAAAAAAAACUUUUUUCUUUUAGUUUUGAAUGAAUGAAAACUUUCUUAGUGUCCAAACGUAGAUAUACAGUAAUAAUGACAGUGACUGUAGGUUCUUUUCUUUUGUGUAUUCACUGUGUUCAGUUUGGUUAGGUGCACUUUUAUAGCUAGAAUAGAUAUUAAAUAGAAACUAUUACCUAGUUGACCGAUGACUUUGGAAACAAAAGAUUUGUGUAAAGUUGUAUUAAAAGGAAGGAAGCAGAGUUAGUGAGCUUUACGAACGAUGCAACAUAAGGUCUAUGCAAACGACACUGAGUAUACAGUUUGGACUGCUGUAACACUAUGUAACAGUUAUCAGAGGACUCUGACUGGGAAGGAAUAGUAUUCCUCAAACUAGGGCUGCAACUAAUGUUGUUUUCACCGUCCAUUUUUGGUCAAUAAAAUAUCAAAGAAUAGUUUUAAAAACAGAAAUUCCCCAAACCUCGAGAAGACCAACAGUGAGAGGCUCGACAAAGGAUAGUAUAUUUUUUAUAUACAGUAUAAUAGAAGAAAGCUUCAGAUUGUCUCCUGAGAAACAAGAACAGGAUGUCUUUCCUUGCUUCUUGCUACUUUGCUCAUGGUGGAUUAAUGUUGGGUCUUUGUAAACACAUGAUAUAAAUAUAUGAUACAACAAAGAGCUCUUUUUUUAAAGUGUCUUCAGAUAACAUUUAUUAUGAAUUGGCACCAUACAAAUAAUGAUCGAUUGAUUGAGAUUAAAACAGCAAAUAUUUGACUUCUAUACGUUUAUGAUCGACAAACGGCUGUAGCUGUACUUCAUCUCUGAUCAGUGAUGCAUUCAUGUGACUCAAGGUCAAAGUGAAGUCAGCAUAAAAGCAAAUAUUUGAAUAUUUGUACCAGACAAAUAUGCUCUUUACAAAGCAGGUACAGCACGGUGCCUUUUCGGUCAAAAGAAAGAAGAAGUUUAAAACAGCCUUGUCAGAAACUUUGUAAUCUUCUGAGAGAGUCUGAAAAUCUUUCAAAGUUAAAAUGAACUAUUACAGUUUAAAAGUACAUUGAUAAGAGAUGAAGGGAAGACCAUUUUGUUUAUAAUGUGUAAUCACUGAAGUCCCUACAUAGAGCACAUUUGCCAAAGACAAACAACAAUUCAGGUAGUCUUUAAAAAAAGCUUAUACUGAAAUCUUGUGAUUUUGUGAAUCACAUUCCUAAUAACAGUUGUUCCUCUGAUGUCACCAUGGUCAUGUUGAUAAUAAAUGCAAUAGGCCUAGUUGUUGUUUUUUAAGAGAAAGGGCAUGAUGUUUGCUGCUAAAAGGCACUUUCUGGGAAGUUAAAGGAAAACUAGCCAUUCACGACACACACAGAUGGAUCUUGUAUCUUAGGCUCUCUUUGAAGAAAACAACAGACUAGUGUUUUGCUGCUUGCACAUUUCCACACAGAGUGGGUUGAUCCUUUAGGUCUUUAGUCAAAUCAGAUACCAGAGUUCUUCAGCAGUUCAUGGUCAUGACCCAAGUUGCUUCCAAUAAAAACAAACUGCUGCCAUGACACAAUCACACCAGUUUCCUUUUGCAUCUGAGCACAUUAGUUACAAUUUUAGGUCUACAUCUUUUAGAUAUUUCUCAGUUUUUGUUUGCUGCUGCAAUAACAGAGGGAGUUUUGUAAAGAGGCUAAUGUUGUUAUAUUCUUGAAACAAAUAGCUUUUGAUAAUGUUUGAAGAAAUAUCUCUAAGCAGUCAAAAGGACUAUAGAAACAUGGAUGUGGUUUCGAUAUUUCGCUGACUGCCAUCUGCAUUUUUUGUGAUUUUUUUUGUAUGGACUUGGUAGUUGUGGAUCUGCUGAUGUGAUCGACGGUAAAGUGACGCAAUGCUAAGUAAUGGCUUUCUGUUAAAGGCAUACGGCGUGGGCUGACAAAUAAGCUGUUGGAUAAUGUAUAUCAGUCAGAAAUAAGUGCUUCAAAUAAAAUAUUUUGUGUCUGAAUAU
Molecule: messenger RNA, 4630 nt
Organism: Labrus bergylta (ballan wrasse)
Lineage: Eukaryota; Metazoa; Chordata; Actinopteri; Labriformes; Labridae
Product: kelch repeat and BTB domain-containing protein 11
Molecular function (GO): protein binding
Source: RefSeq, a predicted model, not a curated record